Messenger RNA from Phalacrocorax carbo (great cormorant), 2111 nucleotides. The record is from RefSeq and is a predicted model, not a curated record. Lineage: Eukaryota; Metazoa; Chordata; Aves; Suliformes; Phalacrocoracidae.
CGGGCGCGGCGGAGCCGCGGCUGAGCGGCGGCGGGGCCGGCGGCGGCGGCGGGAGGAGGAUGCGGGCGGGCGGCGGGGCGGCGCGGGGGGCGCUGGCCAUGGCGCUGCUCCGCCGCUGCCUCCUGCUGGGCCCGCUGGGGCUGCGCCCGGCUGGCGGACAGGACGGGGACGGCUGCGGCCACACGCUGCUGACACCCCACAGCGGCACCCUCAGCUCCAAGAACUACCCAGGCACCUACCCCAACCACACCGCCUGCCGCUGGCGGCUGCGCGCCCCCCCCGGCUCCUCCCUUCUCCUGGCCUUCGGGGACGUGGACCUGGAGCCCUCCGAGCGCUGCGCCCGCAGCUCCCUGCUGCUCACCGACCCCCAGGCUGGCGCCACCUACGGGCCCUACUGCAGGAACGCCGGCCCCCUCACCCAGCUCCUGGUGACAAACUCCAGUGCCAUGACCGUCCUGUUCAACAGCACCAGCCACCGCUCGGGACGAGGCGUCCUCCUGUCCUACGCCACCUCACAGCACCCAGACCUGGUCUCCUGCCUGGUUCGAGGCACCCACUACACCCAGGAGCACGUCAGCGUGUACUGCCCCGCGGGCUGCAAGGACAUCGAUGGGGACAUCUGGGGCAACCCGAGCCAGGGCUACCGGGAUACCUCGGUGCUGUGCAAGGCGGCCGUACACGCCGGGGUGAUCGCGGACGAGCUGGGCGGGCAGGUCACCCUGUCCCGGGAGAAGGGGAUCACGCUCUACGAGUCGGCCUUCGCCAACGGGCUCCACUCCAAAAGGGGAUCCCUCUCUGAGAAGCGGCUCAUAUUCCACAAAGCCUGCGGCGAUGCAUUGGAGGUGGCCGCCUUCAACGCCUCGUCCUGGUGGCACGAGGUGGAUGCGCUGGGGCAGGACCGAGUGUGGGCAGCCGAACGGGCAGCGCUCGGCACCGCCGGCCACUCCUGGGCGGCUGAACCCGGCUUUGAGGCCGCCUGGCUGGAGCUGGACCUGGGCACCCGCAGGAAUGUCACAGCUCCACACCCCCAGACUGAUGGCAGGGCCCCCUCCCUGGGCUCACCCCAACCAGGCAUCAUCACCAAGGGCUCCUCGGAGCAGCAUGACUACUACGUGACAUCCUACCGGGUCUCCUCCAGCCGCGAUGGGAAGAACUGGAGACCCUACAGAGGCAGCAGUGGCCAGGAGGACAAGGUCUUUGAAGGAAAUGCCGACAGCCACGGGGAGGUCUCCAAUGCCUUCAUCCCCCCCAUUGUCGCCCGCUACAUCCGCAUCAUGCCCCAGAGCUGGCACCAACGCGUGGCCUUGAAGGUGGCCCUGGUGGGCUGCCAGCUGGCACGAGUCCGCGCACCCCGGCCCUACGUGCCCAACAUCCCUAAGGAGGACCCCGUCCCCACCAGCCGCCCGCCCAGCCGCACGCCCAUCCCCGGCGUCGCCCUGGACCCGGAGAAGGCAGGGUCCACGCUGCUCGUGAUGCUGCUCAUCGGUGGCUUCUUGCUCCUCUGCUCCAGCCUCCUGCUGCUGGCUUUCCUCUGCCACAGGAAGAGGAAGCCGGCAGCGGAGCCCAGCUGUGGGAUCACAAAAGGGUACCCCAAACUGGAGUCAAGCGAGGUGUGCUCCCUGCAGAGCCUGCCACCCCCCAGCUCCCCGCUGGCCUCCUUCCCCACGGCGGCUGCGCCAGGGGACCUCAGCCGGACCCAUUCGCCAGAUUAUGCUGAGCCGGACCUGGUGCAGGUGAGCCCCAGCAGCCAGACAGGUCCCUCCACUUUCAAGCCGCUGCCAGACGAGGGCUACACGCUGCCGCUGGUCCUGAACCACUACGACGUGCCGGGAACGUACCACGAGUACGCAGAGCCGCUGCCGCCAGAGCCCGAGUACGCCACGCCGUUCUGUGAACCAGAGCCCGCCGGGCCCCACCGCCCGCUCUGCGGCUCAGCGGGGCUCCCCGGCACUCCGCGCUCCUCCUCGGCGCGGUACGACGCGCCUCCGCGGAGAGAUGCCGGCGGGGGGCGCCGGGCGGAGCGGACUGCGGGGCGCGCGGCGGCCGCCGAAGGGCCCUGCCGCCGCCGCGGGGACUGUCCUGCCGCGCUCCCGGGGCACCGCGCCGGGUGA